Molecule: messenger RNA, 1681 nt
Organism: Callithrix jacchus (white-tufted-ear marmoset)
Lineage: Eukaryota; Metazoa; Chordata; Mammalia; Primates; Cebidae
Source: RefSeq, a predicted model, not a curated record
AUGAAGGUAAGGAAAAAGGUGGUCUCCUUAUCUGCUGGCAUCAGUUCUAACAAGGGAGCCUUUGGCUGUCACUGGAAUGGGAAGAGAAAAACCUCUGAUUCACGGAAGGCCUUCCUUGAGACUGUGGGCUCUCCAGACAUCACAGGUGUAGCCUUGAAACCGCAGCACAAAGGAAGAAACAAAUGUACUGACUCCAAGGGACCACGUCCUGUGACCCUCUGUACCCCAGGGCCCAGCUUAAAAUGUGGACAGUGCUCAUACGGAACUUUGGAUGCCCAGAAACUCAGAGAGAGUUGUCUCCUUCUCUUCUCUCCCCUUAAUCCCUGCAUCCAGGCCCAGCUUGCCAACGGCAAUCCUGGAGAUUCAGACUUCAAAAAGGCUUUGAUUACAUCAUCCCCGACAUUAAAACAACACACACAGAGCCGGUCCCCGCGGGGGGCCCCGAAAGGAGGGCGGGGGCGGAGUCUGGGCCAGCCUCGCCCCCAAGCCAAUUCCUAUUUUCACCCGGCGCCCGCUUGCGGGCGAGGAAAUGGGGCCCCCAUCCCCGCGCUGCCUCGGGGCCGCACCCCGCAGGGGUGUCCUCCGGUGCAGCCGCGGGACCGCGAGCGCCGACUCCCUGGCAGCCCCGCCGAGCGCCCGGGCUGCCAAGGGACCGCAGCGCAGGGCCCCGCGGCGGGGGCGGCAGGGACGGCGUGCGCUGGGGCGCCGGCGGCCGGGCGUCUCCGCAGCAUCCCCGCGGCCUCCCGCGGCGCAUCCCGCCGCCUGCUUACCUGCGCGGCGCUCAGGCUCCAGAGCCCAUUCACAUGGUCCUCUCCCCGCCCUCCUCCGGCGCGACUGAGGCGGCUCCGGGAGCUCCCCGGCGGGCACGGGAGCCGGUGGGCCUUCCGAGAGCAGCGAGGGGGCGGCGCCGGGGUGUCCCCGGCCCGGCGGCCGGAUCCCUCCCAGGCGCGGGCGGCGGCCGCCGGGCGGUGCGGAGCGGGCGGUGGCUUUGUGUGCGCACGGGCGGUCCUUGGUGCGAGGGGAGAAGCGCGGCGCGCCUGGGCGGGAGAGGACGCGCUGCUCGCAGGGCAACCUUGCUUCUGCUCUGGCCGCUGGCUGGCGGGAGGGUCUCGAAGGCCUUCGGCUCGCGGCGACCCCUCCUCCUCGCCCGCGGCAGCCCCCUCCUCGCCGGCUCCGCUCCUGACAGAUGGCGCAAGUGCAACGACGCGCCGCCGCCACCACCGCGGCUGCUCGCUGCUACUCUCGCUGAUGCUCGGCCCCUCCAGCUCCGGAGGGGAGCGAGGAGGAGGCGGGGCGCGCCCCGAGAGUGGCAGGCCCCGCUGCCCUAUCAAAGAGCCCCUUGGGAGCUGCGGGCCGCAACCAUUGGCGCCUGGGGCGUGGGCGGGACGGCAGUGGGUGGGGCCGCAGAGUGGGUUGAGCGUUACUGUGGCAGCGGGCAUCCCAGGGUGCGUGCGGUGCAGGGUGUGCAAGAGGAUGCGAGGUUGGAGGAGGAGUUCAUGGUUUUCUACCUCGUCUAUCGUCUCUUGUCUUCAGAAAAGAGGAUCUCGGCUUUCUAUUUAACUGGAUACUCAUUAAGUCUCAGCCCGCAGCAGCAGGAUGCCUUCCCCAUCCAAGAAGGAAGGGCUCCAGCCGGGAAAAGGACAGAGAGCUUCGAGAGAAGCCUGGAGGCAGUCGGAGAUGG